This is a messenger RNA of Oldenlandia corymbosa var. corymbosa, 1674 nucleotides long. The record is from the annotation of a GenBank genome assembly. Lineage: Eukaryota; Viridiplantae; Streptophyta; Magnoliopsida; Gentianales; Rubiaceae.
AUGAAAGUGCCCUUUACUCAGAACCAGCAACAAUCAUCAUACAGCAACUCAUCAAAGCACUCCAAUCUUCUCAACCUUAGCAGCAGCAACAGCAUCAACACCCCAAGUUUCCUGCAGGGAUACGAGCCCAAAUCAGUUCUCGAGCUCCGUCAAAGCCCCGAUCAGAAACCCGCCUCCAAUAACUCCGACAACAUUUCCGGCGUUUGGGACGACAAUACCACCACCACCCUCCAGCUGGAAGAUCAUGUGCUGAUCAAUCAACUAGAAGACUUCGAUUUCGAGCCUUGGAUGAGAGAAUUGGGUUUGCAUGAAGAUUCCACCCCUACUUCCAAACCUAAUAAUACCACUACUAGUACUAAUAUCAUCGGUACCUUUUCGCAAUUCGAUUCUCAAACUCAAUUCCAAAUCGGUAAUACCAAUAAUAGCCUUCCUGAUUUCCCGCCGGCUCACUCCUUCGAUUCCUCCACUCAGUUCGUUCCUCCUGAGUUCCCACUUGCGGAUAUCCCGGCCUACCCAACUUUGACCACCAAUUCCACAUCAUUUGACCAAAUCUCCCCUGAUAUUCAACCCAACUGGAAUCUGGGUUUUGAUUACGUGGAUGAACUCAUCCGCCUUGCUGAGUGCUUCGAAACCAACUCCCUCCACCUCACCCACGUGCUUCUCGGCCGUCUCAACCACCGUCUCCGGUCACCGUCCGGGAAGCCGCUCCAGCGAGCUGCGUUUUACUUCAAGGAAGCUCUCCAGACGCUGCUGACUGGAUCAACUCGGCCCACUCGAUCUUCUACUUCCUCUGAGGUAAUCCAGACUAUUAAAGCCCACAAAUCCUUCUCCAAUAUUUCCCCCAUCCCUAUGUUCUCCAGCUUCACGGCUAACCAAGCCGUCCUCGAAGCCCUUGACAGCUCCGCGCUGAUCCACGUCAUCGACUUCGACAUCGGCUUGGGAGGACACUGGGCUUCUUUCCUCAAGGAAUUAGCCGACAAAGCCGAUUCCCGGAAAAUGGGGGCGCCGGUUCUCAGAUUAACCGCCGUGGUGACGGAGGAGUAUGCCAUGGAGUCUAAACUGAUCAGGGAGAAUUUGCUUCAGUUUGCGCGGGAGCUGAAUAUCGGGUUCACCAUAGACUUCGUUUUGAUGCGGACUUUUGAAUUCCUGUCAUUCAAAUCUAUCAAGUUCAUGGAGGAUGAAAAGAUUGCCAUUCUUUUAUCUCCGGCCAUAUUCCGCCGAGUCGGCACCGGGUUCUUGAAUGAUCUCCGCAGGGUUUCGCCGCACGUGGUGGUGCAUUUGGAUUGCGAGGGGCUUACCGGUUUCGGAACGACCACUUUCCGGCAGACUCUGAUAGACGGGUUGGAGUUUUAUUCAACCCUUCUGGAAUCCCUGGAGGCAGCAAACGGCGGGAGCGGAAGUGAAGAUUGGAUGAAGAAAAUCGAGACGUUUGUUAUAUAUCCAAAGAUAUUGGAGGUGGUGGGGGUGGCGGGCCGCCGUGGAACGCCGUGGAGGGAGGCGUUCGCGGCGGCAGGGUUGAGGCCGGUGGCAUUGAGUCAAUUUGCUGACUUCCAGGCGGAAUGCCUGAUAGGGAGAAUACAAGUGAGGGGAUUCCACGUGGCAAGGAGACAGGCUGAGAUGCUGCUUUGCUGGCAUGAGAGGCCCCUCGUUGCCACAUCAGCAUGGCGGUAUUAA